Meira miltonrushii is the source of this 282-nucleotide messenger RNA. RefSeq lists its product as uncharacterized. The coding region runs from base 1 to 282 and encodes 93 amino acids. The record is from RefSeq and is a predicted model, not a curated record. Lineage: Eukaryota; Fungi; Basidiomycota; Exobasidiomycetes; Exobasidiales; Brachybasidiaceae. Gene Ontology annotation, cellular component: mitochondrial inner membrane peptidase complex. The transcript has 2 exons.
AUGGCGAUGGAGCGAGAUAAUGAAGUGAAGAAUGCCGGCAAGAAUGCAAUGAGUAGAGAAAGUGGAUGUACCUUACACGAGAUGAUGCAAUACAGUUGUAGAUUAUUGCCUGACGGUGUGAUCUGCAGACCUGUGGAACGAUUCUUUCGAAAAUGUCCUGGUCGUGCAGCUGUAGAAGUGACCCACGUCCUCAGCACAGAUCGUGUUGGAAACGUCUAUCUAUCCGAAUCGAUGGAAAAGGCCAUGCCACCUGCUCAGCAUUGGAAGGACAUACGAACGUAA